AUUGCUUGUCAAUAGCUGACGUAAUCUGGUGUUCAGCGCCAAGACGAUGUCGGGCGGCGAAUGAAAGAGUCCAAAUGGAAGUUUCUAGGCUCGGCCUAAAUCGGAGGCUCCAGCUUCGUUAUCAGAACGCUCAUGAAGGUCGGCCCGGGUUGGCUUCAAUAGUAUAUAUUAAGGCGGAUAUUCACACAUCACAUAUUCAACCGAGACUCCGAGACGGUGGACAAACUGGAUAUCAUCAUGACAACCAUUGACCUGAGCGAAUUCCCGAAAGAUGCGCCGUCGCGGCCCUCACAACAACUCCGCUUUGCAGACGUGGCAGUUACGGCGACAGCAAAUGAGUUCAAGGGCAUAUAUCGCAAUAAGCAAUGCCAUGAGCCUGACUUUGUGCACACGCUCGACCGCGCCCAGGAUGCGGGCGUCUGCAAGGUCAUGGUGACCGGCAUGUCCCUCGCGGACGUCGCUUUCCACACAGACAUCGUCAAGGCUCGCCCUUCUCAGUGCUUCCUGACAAUUGGCGUGCAUCCGUACCAUGCUUCGGAACUUGUCGAGGGCGGUGAGGACUACCUGGACAACCUAGAACGCAGCGUGAAGGACGCGCUGGCUCAGGAUCCGGUCCAGAUUGGCGCCUUUGGGGAGCUGGGGCUGGAUUACGAACGAGAGGUCCACGCCUCCAAGGAGGUGCAGAUUCGGGCUUUCAAGGCACAGCUGGAUCUCUUCGUGUCCAACGCAUGGGACUUGCCGCUAUUUUUGCACUGCCGAGCCGCCUGCGACGACUUUGUGGACAUCGUUACUCCCUACCUGGAGAAGUUGCCACGCCGCGGCCUAGUGCAUAGCUUCGUGGGUUCAACCGCCCAGAUGGAGAAGCUCGUCGAACUCGGCUUCGACGUCAGCGUCAACGGAUUCAGCUUCAAGGACCAGGAGAGCCUGCGAAUGGUCUCCAAGAUACCCCUGGAACGGCUACAGAUCGAGACGGACGCGCCCUGGGGAGAGCUGAAAGCCACUUCGGAUCUCGUCAAGCGGUAUUGCGCAAAUGCGAAGCCCCUGCCGGCUUCCAAGAAGAAGGACAAGUGGGAUCCCAAGUGCAUGAUAAAGGAGAGGAACGAGAGCUGCACGAUCGAGCGGGUGGCGUUUAUUGUGGCGGGACUCAAGGGCAUCAGUGUGCACGAGGUUUCCGAGGCCGCUUGGAAGAACAGCAUAUCGAUGUUUGGUCUCGGGGAGAAGGUUGAGCAGUCCUAGAUCUUUCAGCACUCGGGAGUAGCGAGCAUGAAUUAGACGUCAGGAAUGGAAUCU
Ilyonectria robusta is the source of this 1290-nucleotide messenger RNA. RefSeq lists its product as uncharacterized. NCBI's taxonomy places the organism in Eukaryota, Fungi, Ascomycota, Sordariomycetes, Hypocreales, Nectriaceae. Gene Ontology annotation, molecular function: 3'-5'-DNA exonuclease activity. The record is from RefSeq and is a predicted model, not a curated record. The coding region runs from base 238 to 1236 and encodes 332 amino acids. The transcript has 2 exons. Gene Ontology annotation, cellular component: cytosol.